AGACUGAAUUGGAGAGUAACGAAAAUACGCUUUAUUUGUUAUUAUUGAGCUUUGUCCCGCGCCAGGAAUAAAAGUGGACAGAAAUUAGACUAACAGUACUCAGUACUUUAUCUCCAGGAUCCUUCCUUAAGGAGCCAUGGAUUAUUUUACUCGACAAACUUUUUUAAAACUAGCUUUUUUCAUCUUCACAGUUGUCAGGAGCAGUUGUGCUCUUUUGGAAAGAGCAGCAGAAGAUCCAGCGCAUCCACAUCCUCUCGACUCCAGUUCAGUAGAAGACAUUUCCUUCUGUGAUUUCGAAUCUCCAUGUUCGUGGACGUUAUCCAAUCAGAGUGCUGGAGGGGACUGGAACGUCACAUCACCACAGCAACACAGAUCCAAUGGGAGGGAUGACCAGCUAAACAAAGAUUAUUCCACUGGAAAAUUAGAAGGUCAUUUUCUGUUACUAAAGCCCACCUCAACUCAUUUCGCUGCUGGCAGAUGUAGUUUCCACCUGACCAGUCCUGUAGUGCUCAGCAGUGGGCCACUGUGUCGUCUCCGUCUCGCUCGCUUCCAACCAGAACCACAUACAGGAAACGUAUCUGCCUUUGUGAAACACACCGACCACACCGUCAUCAAACCAAUAGCCCUUACAGUCAAAGAACAAGGAACUGGCAGGCAGCAGUGGGAGGUGCUGGAGGCUGUUAUUGGCCGCUUAGAUGAGCCUUUUCAUGUGACAGUGCAAUACUCUUCCUGUAGCAGCCAUGAAGUUGGAUUUCUGGCAUUUGAUUCACUUGAGUUGAAGGAUUGUGCCAUGGGUGAUGAUUAUUUGGAUUUGGGUUCAGACUGUGAGAAAUACUCAUCACUUCACUGUCGUUCUGGAGGCUGCAUUGAGAAGCGAAGAGUGUGUGAUUUUCAUACUGACUGUCCUCAAGGGGAAGAUGAGGGCUUAAUAUGCAACUCCUUACCUUUGGGCUCAUACUGUUCAUUUGAGUUGGGCUCAUGUGGAUGGUCAGUGGUUAAUUCACCGUCAUCUUGGAGACUAGUUAGUGGACUACAGCUGAAUGAAGACUCAGAUCUACUGGGGACAACUCUGCAAAACACUCAAGGGCACUUUCUUUUUUUAAGGGUCAGAGGUCGUGGUGAUGAAGGUGAGGCAUUGGUUCAAAGCCCAGCUCUCCCUUCAACUGUGUCCAAUCAGGACUGUCAGUUGCAGUUCUCUCUGUACCUGUGCGGGGAUUUCAAUGGAACAGUGCUCCUGUCAGUGGUGGAGAAUGGAACGUCAGCUUCUCCACUGAUUUGGGAGAGAUCUGGACACUGGAAGGACGCUUGGCAAGAGAUUGCUCUGCCGAUUACAGUGAUCUUAAAAGGCUUCCAUCUUAAAGUGCAGGCCUUCUGGACUUCUGGAUCUAAAGCUGACAUUGCACUGGAUGACAUUUCAUUGAGCGCAGCAUGUUUUGACACAGAACUAAAUGAACUGCUUCUUGGACAAGGACUACUGCAUGAUUUAGACUCCUUCAGUCCUCUCCCAGAACCCUUAGCGUCAGAGGCUUCCCUAAUGACGUGGUGGUUUACGUCCUGUGGAGCAAGUGGACCUCUAGGCCCAACUCAAGCCCAGUGUGACAGUGCCUACCGCAACAGCAACGUCAGUGUGGUGGUGGGGAAGGAGGGCCAUCUCAAAGGUGUUCAGAUGUGGAGGGUUCCAGCUACCAAUAUGUACAAGAUUUCAGCUUAUGGAGCCGCAGGAGGCAAAGGAGCAAAAAACCAUAACAAACGGUCACAUGGAGUCAUCAUCUCAGCUAUCUUCCCACUGGAGAAAGGUGACAUACUCUACAUCCUAAUUGGACACCAAGGAGAAGACGCAUGUCCAGGAAGGAACCCCCUGACCCAUAAAAUCUGUCUUGGGGAGUCUUCUGUGAUAGAAGAUGGUUUCGACAGCGAUGGUUCAGGCUUAAAGAGGGCAGGGGGCGGAGGUGGUGGUGGAGGAGCCACAUAUGUUUAUCGGAUGGAGAACGGGGAACCAGUGCCUUUGCUGAUUGCAGCAGGAGGAGGAGGAAAGGCCUACCUAGAAGACCCUGAGAGCAGCCUGGACCAGAUUUUCCUGGAACAAUACGAGAAUGACACCUCCGCCCCUGGUGUCAAUGGCAAAUCCGGAGCAGCAGGUGGAGGAGGUGGAUGGAGCGACCUGUCUUUUCUCGCCUGGGCAGGGAAAUCUCUUGUGGAAGGAGGUCAAGGAGGCUCAUCCUGUCCUGAGGCUUUGUCAGUGCUGGGGUGGGCUACAUUUGGAGGGUUUGGGGGAGGUGGGGGCGCUUGCACUGCUGGAGGCGGUGGUGGAGGAUACAGAGGCGGUGAUGCACCCCUUCUUGAUGGCAUCACAGCAGAUGGACAUGACGGCGUCUCUUUUGUUCACCCCAUGGGAAAGAUAUUUCUACAUCCACUUGCAGCUAUGGAGAGUCAUGGGGAGGCUGAGAUCGAGGUGUAUCUAAACUGCAGCCACUGUCAGACCCAGAGUUGUAAGAGAAAUGAAGAUACCAGACUCAUCCUCUGCCUGUGCGACAGCGCCGAGGUUCUUGCAUCAGACAACGUCACCUGCCUAGUUGUCCCACUGGGCUCUCUGGCAGACGGACCCCCAUCUCUGAUAUUUAUCCUGGCAGUGAUUGCGUCCACAGUAGUCACGGGUGUCGUUCUGACCUGUGCCAGCCUCACGCUCAUCUAUUACCGUAAGAAGAACCACCUGCAUGCGGUCAGGAUUCGACUACAGAGCCCAGAGUACAAGCUAAGCAAAAUCCGCUCGUCCACCAUAAUGACGGACUACAACCCCAACUACUGCUUCGCUGGCAAGGCUGCCUCACUGAGUGAGCUUAAAGAGGUUCCACGCAAGAACAUCACCCUCCUCAGGGCUUUGGGACACGGUGCAUUUGGGGAAGUGUACGAAGGACAGGUUUUGGGUAUGAAUGGAGAGAACACAGCCAUGCAGGUUGCUAUAAAGACUCUCCCAGAAAUCUGUUCUGAGCAGGAUGAGAUGGAUUUUCUAAUGGAGGCUCUGAUUAUGAGUAAGUUCAGCCAUCAGAACAUUGUGCGCUGUAUUGGCGUCAGUCUGCAGAUCCUGCCUCGCUUCAUACUGCUGGAGCUCAUGACAGGAGGAGACAUGAAGACUUUCCUCAGACUAAACCGCCCCAGAACUAAUCAGCCGUCUUCUCUAAGCAUGCUGGAGCUUCUGCAUAUGGCCAGAGACAUUGCACUUGGCUGUCGUUAUCUAGAAGAGAACCACUUCAUCCACAGGGACAUUGCAGCACGAAACUGCCUUUUGACCUGUCCUGGUCCAGAGAGAGUGGCUAAAAUUGGAGAUUUUGGCAUGGCUCGAGAUAUUUAUAGGGCGAGUUACUAUAGGAAGGGUGGCCGUGCCAUGUUGCCGGUGAAGUGGAUGCCACCUGAAGCCUUUCUAGAGGGCAUUUUUACAUGCAAGACUGACACCUGGUCUUUCGGAGUACUGCUGUGGGAGAUUUUCUCUCUUGGAUACAUGCCUUAUCCAUGCAAGACCAAUCAGGAAGUGCUAGAGUUUGUAACAGGUGGAGGUCGUAUGGAUCCUCCUAAGAGCUGCCCAGGCCCUGUUUAUCGGAUCAUGACACAGUGUUGGCAACACUGUCCAGAACACAGACCAAACUUCUCGACUAUUUUAGAGAGGAUCAACUACUGUACACAGGACCCUGAUGUCAUCAACACCCCUCUGCCAGUGGAGUAUGGUCCAGCUGUUGAAGAAGAAGGUGGCACUGUGAUCCGUCCUGAAGGAUCAGGCAGUAUGACCCCUCGUCUAGUGGCCCACCCUAUGUCCCAGGAUGCUUCCCCUCGACUGGGCAUCACCGGUGCUGCCCCACAGGCCCUCAAACCUUCAAAGCUACAAAGACCGGUCCAUCUCACACAGGAGGUGGGCAUGUACCGAGAGACAUUGGAGACUUGUUGGGCUGAGCCGGUUCCUGCUCCUGGAGUCUGUCCAGGACAGUGGCUUCAAGUUCCAGAGCACCGGCCGUGCUCCAGGAGUAGUUCAUCAUCAGGCAGCCAGAAGCUAAAGAACAAGACAAAAAACCUUUGGAAUCCCACCUAUGGUUCCUGGGUCCUGGAGAGUUUCGGACGAGGGAAGACAGCCCUGUGCCACACCCAGUCCAUGCCUCUGUCUUGCAACAACACGUCCAUGUCUGUCCCGUCAGAGUUCAAUGACCCUGGAGUAGAAGUUAACGCAAAUGUCUCAGCGUCUCCACCUCCAUCUGCUGCAUCCUCCCAAACUGCAUUCAGUCCGACAGGGACUUCCUCUCAGAAGGGUUCAGCAGGGGCUACGGGCGGCUCGAUUACUGCAGUUAUGGACUUGGCAAAACUCCAAAGCUUCCCGUGUGGCAACGUAAACUAUGCGUAUGAUGAGCAGACUUACGAGACUGAGAGUUUGCCUGUAGCUGUGUCUAAAUCUGUGGAGCCCAACACAAGCUCUUCAGCUACAUCUUCACUGGCUGCCCUCGGCCUGGCCAAAACAUUUACCCACAGACCACAGGUUAAGCGCCAUGCUAGCUACGGACAUGAGGACAUAAGGAGGUACACCCAGUCUGAGAAGCCCACGAGGGACAGAGAUUCUGGCUUUUCCUUGUCUGAAGACCUCAGUGUCACCCCUGUGUAGAGUUGAACGGUCCAACUGAGAAAAUGCCUCAUUUCUGGUGUUAUUUAGUUUUUGGCACAUAGGUAUUUUACUGCAAUAACUGCAGUGGAUUAGCUAGAGGUGGAAUGACAGGUUAAAGCUGGAAUACGCUUUACGACUUUUGAAAUCUGAAUAUAUUUUAAAGCACUAGGCAAACACUAGGUAAUUAAAAUUCUGUCAUUAAUUACUCACCCUCAUGUCAUUUAAAUACGUAUGACCUUAGCUCAUCUUCAGAAAAUUAAGAUAUUUAUGAUGAAAUCCGAGAACUUUCUGACCCUGCAUAGACAUCAACAUGACUGAAACAUAGUAAGGACAUCAUUAAAAUAGUACAUGUGACAUCAGUGGUUCAACCGUAAUUUUCUAAAGCCAUCAGAAUACUUUUUGUGCAAAAAAAACUCAAAAACAACAACUUUAUUCAACAAUUCUUCUCCUCUUCAUCCCCUACUCCACUAUUAUCAAGAAAUAGUGAUUUAAUCAAAAAAUAUCUUAAUUUGUGUUCUGAAGAUGAAUGAAGAACUACAGUGAGUAAUUAAUGACACAAUUGUCAUUUUUGGGUUUACUGACCCUUUAAUGAUCGAAGAUGCGAUCACAUUUUUUACCCCCUUUUUUGUUUCCUGCAAACAAUUUGAUUGUCAAUAGUGUCGUAAUGUAUGAAGCAGAGCUCAUACCAAACUCACUUUCAAACCAGGCAGUUAGGUGUUGGUCAACAUAGCAAAUCUAGGCGAUAAACUUGAACCUGCUACAAAAUCUGAUUGGGGAAAUCUUUUUCCCUUGUGUGAAAUUCCUGAUUGAGUGGACUCAUAUUGUAAUUCACUGGACUUUGCCUGCUUAAAACCUUGCAGAACAACUCCAGGACAGUGUGACCUCACCCUGAAGAUCACAAACUAUCAGACUUUCAAGUCAUUCCAAAAACAACAGAGAUUGAUGGAGAAGCAUGACAAAUAAAAACAACGUGUUCUAAAAUCGCCUUAAAAUCUCAAACAGGUUUGAUACUCUUCAGACGGAUUGGAAUCAUGCUCUGAAGCUAAAAAAAAUCAGUCUGUAUCCAUUUUACACUACGCAAAUUUCUGCGAAAUCUGUGACUGCAGUCUUUCUGUAAUUUGUGUCAUUCUCGUCCAGAUGGUGAAUCAGGGCAAAGAUCUGAGAAAAAGUUGUGCAGUGUAUUCCAGCCUUUAAUUACUGCCAGUUGGAAACUAUGUGCGAGUGACUACAUUAUUUCUGUGAGGUACCAAAGACAUGAGGAGUUGUAGCUAAUUUGCUAUCAAGAGGCGACUCUCCUGUAAAUGGCUGAUGGUUUCUAUGGAAACUUCCACUUGGCUAAUAGCAGCCCUUUUACACUGGAUUCUCAUCUACUGUCAACACUGUGAAAACACGUGAUGUUCACUUUAAGGACCACAUGAAAUGAGAAGUCCUUUUCUACUGAUUAGUCAUAAUUAGCAAUUAAUAUAUAUGUAGGUUUAGAUGUGCUUUACGAAUUAGCAUUUUGUAGCUGGUUUUAAGUGUAUAUUACAAGAAGAUCCAAAGCAUGUUCAGACCCAACACAAAAGGAAAGUCAUACUCCAUGCCACAUAACAAUCAGUCAAAAUCUAGCAAAACUGAUUUGUUUAAAGGUGUCAUAUGAUGCAAUUUCAAGUUUUCCUUCUUCUUUGGAGUGUUACAAGCUGUUUGUGCAUAGAUAAGAUCCCUAAAGUUGCAAAGACGAAAGUCUCAAACCCAAAGAGAUAUUCUUUAUAAAAGUUACAACUCGUCCACACCCUCUUUAAACGCCUCGUUUAAGCAUGCCCCCACGUCUAUGUCACUGUGUGGGAAGACUUUGAUUCUCGCUCUAGUAUUUUUGCUGCCGCCACCAUGUUAGACGUGGAGACGCUGUGUGUUUCAUUGUGAAAGCAAAACUUUGUUUGGUCUUCCAAAAGAGGACACAACUAAAUCGGGUCAUUGGUUAAGUUGUAUUUACAACACUGUUCCAGAACAGUUAAACCCAAAUAUUCAAAUGUAGGCAGUGCAUUUUAUGGAGGAGUGUUUUCUGAACCUGGGAAGGCAGUGCACAAAGGCUGUUUCUAUAAAGUGGGGCAAUUCCAACUUUGCAAGAACAGUCUGGUGCUUCUGAUUCACAGUCUCUAAGUACGUUUAAAUAUAUAAAACAAUUUGCCACUGACUAUUCAAACAAGAGUUUUGAGCAGUGUAGAGUAGCGCUUAUUGUUUGUCGUUUCUCCAGUCACAACAUGGUUUUAUGUUUACGCGGCGCAAUACGCAAUGCAACUUGUGCAAACACAGUAUAAAUCAUUAUAAUCAGUAAUUAUGUCCCCACUGGAUACGACAAACGUCUAAUUUUUUAUGAGUUUUAUCGCUUUUGUCUUGUCGCCUGGGGACACACGGCAUCGCUGUAUGUUUAGGGGCGUAGCAUUUCCGUCACACGCUUGAAGUAUUUAGCCAAUCACAACACACUGGAGAACUGGCCAAUCAGAACACACCUUGCUUUUCAGAAAGAUGAGCUUUGUAAAAAAUCAACAAGUUUCAGAAAGGCAGGACAUAGAGGAGCAACAGUAAUGUACAUUAUGUGGAAAAUAAUGUGUUUUUUGAAACAUUAAACUGCAUAAACACAUUAAUGUUCUUUUUAGCAACAUCAUAUGACCCCUUUAAAGUAAUUGUCUUUAAGUUAUUUGAGUGACUUGACGAACUUUAAAAGAAACAAACAAAAAAAAAUGGUUUAAAAAAGGCAUGGUUCACAAAAAAAAUUAAAUUGUCAUUAUUUACUUACCCUCAAGUUGUUCCAAACAUGUAUGGCAUUUAUUUUUCUAUUAUUUUUAGAGUAGUUUCCAUACAAUGAAAGCCAAUAUGUUGUCUUUAUUUUAGAAAAGUCAUGGAAAUGCCAUCACAGAUUUUUUUCUUGUGAUAUUUACCAAUAUCCACCUUAUUAUUUCCAUAAGAGAGGGCACUGCUAUUUGUAAAUUAAAUAUCUAGCUUCCUUUUACAUUCACUUCCACCUAUUUUUACCUGUAUAAUACAGCUUUAUUUUUAAUUAUGAACUCGUGCAAACAGUUUUACUAUACUUUGUUAUUCUUUGUGACUAAUGAACCAAAAGUCUCAUACAUUCACAGAAAACGGCUUACUUUCGUGUUCUUGGCUAGAAGUUUGCUUAACAACUGUAUGACAGCUUCCGUUUCUGAGAAACCCUGGAAAUCAAUUGAAAGGAGGUCAAUUGAAACACAAAAGUAUCUUCUUUUGUGUUCUGCAGGAGAAGAGUAAGUCAUAUAGAUAUGGAACGACAUGGAGAUGAAUAAAUGAUGACACUUUUUUUUUCUCUCUUUUUGGGUAAACUAACCCUUUAAAGAUUAGCACUAUCACCAGUAACUCAGAGGUACAUUUAAAAAGGUGGCAGUGUGUUGCAAAGUAUUAGUAAUAAAGAAAUGCUGGCAGAAAGCACCUGUAAUCUCAGAUCAGGUGGACUUUAAAGGGUGUUUUGAGUAGAAAGUAGCAUCAAGGACCAUUUAUUUUGACUAGAUUUAAUGUUUUGUCCUUUGUUAUGUCUGCUGUUAGCUUUGAAAAAUCAUUACAUUUAGAAACAGUAUGUUGCCUUUUCACUGAUGGUGUCUUUUGUGUGCGAAACGUUGAGAUAAUUGUGAGGGCUUCACAAAGGUGUUGCACCAAAUUUGUUGAAAGUAAAUGAGGUGUAACUGUCAUAGUGGAGAUUGUAUUGAUUUAUAUCUCAAUGCACUCCAAUGGGGAGCCGUCAAAAGACAACCCUUUUUUUGCUAUUUUUAAGUACCUUUCCCUCUAAAAUAAAUAAGUAUAAAUAAGUGAAUUUUAUCUUUAGCUACCCUAUGUGAACUGUGACUAUGUUAAUCACCUGCAGGCAAAUUCUAAGUAUAACAGCAAACACAAUCACGAACCGCAUAACACCUCAGUGUGGUAAUAUGAUGCAUGAGAAGUUUGAUUUCGAGACUAUGCUUAGGUAUUACUAAUUAUUCUCAAAUAUUUUCUUAUAUAUUGUAGUUAUUAGGUAAAUGUUUUUUGUGUGACAAUAUUUAUUUGUGUGUGCAUUUAUUAGUUAUUUUAGGCUUGAAAGCCUUGUGCAAAUUUAGAGACAAAUGAGACUGAAGUGUAUUAGCACAAUCUUACAUUUAUUUUUGUUUUGUUUAACCAUUUAAAAGUUGCAUAUAUUGACAGCCUGUUUAGGAGCUUUUUUUGUUGUUGUUCGUUUGUCUUUUUUUGUAGGAUACUGCAUAGAAGGGUAGAAAUAGUUUUACUUUAGUCAGGAAAAUGAGUGCUGUAUUUUGGAUUAAUAUUAUUUUCACACUGAACUAACCCUUAUGAUAUGUAGCUGUACUCAUUAAUCUGUUUUAUUGGUGUUUGUUUUAUUAUUAUUAUUAUUAUUAUUAUUAUUAUUAUUAUUUUUGUUGAGGUUAUCACUGCCAAUGUUCUGCAUGUGUCUUGCUUUUUAUGGAAGACUUUGCAGGGGUUUAUUUCUAACCAGCCAGACUAGAGAUGAACCAUCAUAUAAAGUGAAUUUUAAUGUACUUGUAUUACCUGUAAUUUUUAUGUUAAAAGAUGGACAUUGCUGCGUAAUAGCAAACCUCAAAUAAAUUUUUUUUGACUAUCA
Carassius gibelio (silver crucian carp) is the source of this 9257-nucleotide messenger RNA. Its product is annotated as tyrosine-protein kinase receptor-like. The record is from RefSeq and is a predicted model, not a curated record. The transcript is spliced from 29 exons. Gene Ontology annotation, molecular function: protein binding; ATP binding; transmembrane receptor protein tyrosine kinase activity. The coding region runs from base 137 to 4639 and encodes 1500 amino acids. Gene Ontology annotation, cellular component: signaling receptor complex; membrane. Gene Ontology annotation, biological process: multicellular organism development; positive regulation of kinase activity; cell surface receptor protein tyrosine kinase signaling pathway. Lineage: Eukaryota; Metazoa; Chordata; Actinopteri; Cypriniformes; Cyprinidae.